CGGCUCAGGGUUCGGCAGCUAAAACUGUGGCCUCCACCAUCAGCGGCUGGAGGUGGAGCGCUCUCUCCUGAGGCCGGUCGAUUAGCAGGAGGGAGAAACCGGAGAGCACAGAGUCACAGUGAAACUGGGCUGAUCAGGUAUCUGAGAAAGAAAAGAGGUGACGUUGAAACAGGGGCUUGGAGUCUCCGGCCUGUGUGGAAGCUAACAUGUAGAUAGGUGACUUUGACUUUGCUGUGAUGAGGUACGAAAAUGUCUUCGGCGUGUUUUUUCUGAGCCAAGAAGGAAACGUAUUGCAUAUUGUCUUGGACACUUGGUUUCACCUGAUGAUUUGGGGACUGUGCGUGUCUUUUUCAGCAGUGGAAGAGGUGAUUGGAGAAGUUGACAGGUAGAAAAGGAGAUCAGGGUUUAAAAAGGUGUGGAAGUAGAGAAAGAGAAGACGGGGGUUAAUAAUAAAACAGGGAUAUAUAACGUAAAGGUUGGAAGAGGAGAUAAAGGAAGAAAGGGACCCAAAGCUGAUUCUCUCCUCUGGACUGGCCCUGCUUGGGACUCUAAGCCCUUCAGCCUGCCUGGGACUCAAUGCAGGCCAAAGGUCCCCUCCAUGCCUCUCCUGAGUGACUCCUCCUAGGAGAGAUAAUCAGCUCUGCAGCCUCUGCGGGAUCCAGCUUCCUCUCUGCCCCGGGUCUAGAGGCUCGCGGAGAUCCGGACCACUUGACAGGGAAACACACAGGUACACAAAGCAGAAGCCGCUAUGGAGAAUCACGUCACCCAGAUCUCCAGAGACAACCUGGAGGAUCUCAGAGACGCCUUUAAUAAAAUUGAUAUUGAUAAGAGUGGCUUCGUGAGUGACUUCGAGCUUCAGGAGCUGUUCAGAGAGGCGGGUUUCUCCCUGCCCGGCUACAAGGUGCGAGAGAUCAUGGAGACCUUCAUCGCCGGAGACACCAACAAGGACGAGAAGAUCAGCUUCGAGGAGUUUGUUUCAAUCUAUCAGGAGCUGAAGAGCAAAACGUUGAGUGAGACGUUCAGGAAAACCAUCACGAGGAGAGACGGGAUCCGAUCCUUUGGGGGAUUGUCAAAGAUCUCCAGUGAGGGAACGCAGCACUCCUACUCUGAUGAGGAGAAGGUGGCUUUCGUCAACUGGAUCAACAAAGCUUUGGACAGAGAUGCAGACUGUGAAUAUCUGCUGCCCAUGAACCCAAACGAUGAAAGUCUCUUCAACUCCGUCCGUGAUGGAAUCCUGCUCUGCAAAAUGAUCAACCUGUCUCAGCCGGACACGAUUGACGAAAGAGUCAUCAACACAAAGAAACUCACCACCUUCAAAAUGACCGAAAACCUGGUCCUGGCUCUGAACUCCGCGUCAGCGAUCGGCUGCAUGGUGGUGAGCAUAGACGCCCUUGAUCUGAUGGCUGGGAAACCCCAUCUGGUGAUGGGCCUGCUCUGGCAGAUUAUCAAAGUUGGUCUGUUUGCUGAUAUAGAAGUCAGCAAGAACGAAGCUCUAAUCGGACUUCUGAAAGAGGGAGAACAACUGGACGAACUACUGUCUCUGUCCCCCGAGGACCUGCUGCUUCACUGGGUCAACCAUCAUCUCCGCAACGCAGAGACGCAAACAAUCAGCAACUUCAGUGAAGACAUCACGGACUCUCGGGCCUACUUCCACCUGUUGGACCAGAUCGCUUCCUGUGGAAAGCACGACUCCAAGAUGAGGGUCAGAAUCGACAUGAGCGGCCUAAAUGAGUUUGAUUUGGAGCAGAGGGCCGAGCUGAUGCUGCAGCAGGCGGACCGGCUGGACUGCAGACAGUUCGUUUCCGCCUACGACGUCACAUCUGGAAACAGCAAACUCAACUUGGCCUUUGUGGCCUACCUGUACAACAUGCAUCCCACUCUGGAGAGAAGUCAGAUUCAAAUCAACGGCAUAGAGACCGCACACAUAGUGGGUGAGUCCAAAGAAGAGAAAACAUUUCGCAACUGGAUGAACUCUCUGGGCGUCUCUCCUUAUGUGAACCACCUGUACUGUGACCUGUGUGAUGGUUUGGUGAUUCUGCAGCUUUAUGAGAAAGUUAAUGUCCCUGUGAACUGGAAGAAAGUCAACAACCCUCCUUAUCCAAUCCUGGGUGCAAAAAUGAAGAAGCUGGAGAACUGUAACUAUGCCGUUGACCUGGGCCGGAACGUGGCUCAUUUCUCUCUGGUUGGUAUCGGAGGAGAAAACAUAAACGCGGGCAGCAGCAUGCACACCCUGGCACUGGUCUGGCAGCUGAUGAGGAGGUACACAGUGCUGGUGUUGUCAGAUUUGGGCGAUGGAGAAAAGGUUGGAGAUCAGAUCAUCCUCAGCUGGGUCAACACCACGCUGAGCCAGAAACAGAAGGACACACAGAUCAGCAGCUUCAAGGACAAACUGAUCAGCACCAGUAUGCCAGUGAUUGACCUGAUCGAUGCCAUCGCUCCCGGCACAGUCAAGUGGGACAUGGUGAAGAGAGGAGAGGAGAGAGCGCUGAAGAAUGACGAUAAACUCAACAACGCCAAGUACGCCAUCUCACUGGCCCGUAAGAUCGGAGCGCGUGUUUAUGCGCUGCCUGAUGAUUUGGUGGAGGUCAAUCCCAAGAUGGUGCUGACGCUGUUCGCCUGCCUCAUGGGCCACAGUUUGAAAAAGGCCAACCGCUGAAAAGCAAACAAAGAAGAAAGCAGACAUGAACAAACCUGGGAACCAAAUAUCAAUAUGAGUCAUGACAGCAUUUCGUUUCCAUUCGCUAUCUUUAUCUUCUUCAAAUCUUUGUCAUGUCCAUGUAAUCCCUUUUUCUUUGACCUUUGACCUUGUUGAGAUCACUCAACAGUUUAUAUUCUGCUCAAAUUUGAAAAUAAUUUCGCACCAGCAAAAAGAAAAACACUGCAUUUGUUUAUCUGUGAUUAGGCUGCUAAUUGUUCUUGGCUGUAUCAUAUUUAAUAUGACGUAACAUCUUCUUACUGCUGCAAUACACAUACAUGACCCUCUUCUUUAAGUCUGUAAAUGUUGUGCAUUGAAUGUUGCUAUUUAAUUAUUAAAAAACGUAAAAUGUUAUGAGUAUCAUUGUAUAUGUGUGUUAUUUGAACUUGUAGAGGUUUAUAACAAAUGUUAGUACAUACAAAUAGAACUAAUGCCAUGUGUCUGUAAAAUUAGCCUAUACAAAUAAUCUUUAAAAUAGGAACAGUUCACUUGAAAAUCUAUUAAACUUACUAAAGUAAAAAUCAAAAAACUAAAAACAGUGAAUUCAUAUUUUGUUCUGCAUCUUGAUUAAAUAGUAUUUGUACUAUUUUGUGUGAAAGUUGCCUGUUGAUUUGGUCUGAAUUGUAUUUAUUGCUGUAACCAUAAUACACAUUUCAAGUAAAUGACACUUUUACCUGUUUGAAUAAAGAAGAAAACAUUUACUCAUGUCAAUAAAAACAAAUACUCAACUGCU
Hippoglossus stenolepis (Pacific halibut) is the source of this 3428-nucleotide messenger RNA. RefSeq names its product plastin-1. The record is from RefSeq and is a predicted model, not a curated record. Lineage: Eukaryota; Metazoa; Chordata; Actinopteri; Pleuronectiformes; Pleuronectidae. Gene Ontology annotation, molecular function: calcium ion binding; actin filament binding. Gene Ontology annotation, biological process: actin filament network formation; actin filament bundle assembly. The coding region runs from base 749 to 2656 and encodes 635 amino acids. The transcript is spliced from 17 exons. Gene Ontology annotation, cellular component: actin filament bundle; cytoplasm; actin filament.